CUCCUCCUCAGUCCAGAUAUGGUCACUUCCUGUUCACUGGUUGCUAAAAAAACAAGAUGGCGACGGCCAAAAUAACCGUAAGAACUAAUUUCUUUCUGGUCAUCUAUGAUCCAUUACUUAGGUGUUUUGCUCUCUAUGGUUCUCUUCCAGAUUUCCAGGAGACGGUGAUGAACCCCUGUGAUCCUCUGCUGUCUGGUCAUGCGUUUGUCAAAGAGCAGCCGGAGUGUCACCCCCAGACCAACGGAGUCACACUCUCCAGACCCAGAGACUUCAUCUCUGCUUUAGCCAAAGAAAGAGACUGCAGAUCGAGUGACAACCUCCAGACUUCCAGAGAGAAUCCGCCCAGCUACAACCGUGGGUUCAACUCCUCUGACGCGUCAUCUACUUCUGCAGCGUCCGAACAUCACGUCACAACGCAAGCUGAAGAUCAGAGCCCAUUGACGUCAACCAUGAACUUGGAUUGUAGCGUCACAGAGUUCAGGGACUUCUGCUCCACGUCGUCCUCGGGGAGAGAAGAAGUCCUGAAUCAAAACGGGGAGAUUCAUUCAGAAGUUGUGGAGAGAGGGAAAAGAGAGAGGUGUGAGCUGAGUGAUGGACGCUCUGCUUCCUCAACAUCUGUGGACUUCAUCACCCGGCCGGUCGACUCUGAGCCGAGAAGUCUCUCAGCUCUCAUCGUACCACAGAGGGAAUCCUCCAAAGACAGAGAAGAGACCACCGGACCUACUCUCCACAGAGAUGUGUUCACCGUAGACGGAGAGCUGGUGCCUGACCCGGUACCCAUGGUGGAUCAGACCCAGAGGGGACCACUUCACCUGGAGGAGGCGGGGCCAAAGCCAGAAGAAUCCUCAUCACAGACCAGGAUGCUUCUGCUCGGUUCGUCCGUGAUCUUUACGGAAGAGACGUCUUACUACGGAUCCUCGGGAGAACCGGGACGCCUUUCUGCUCACACAGUCACAGAAACCGCAGACUGUCUGCCGACGUUCACCAGCCGGAGGCCAGAGGACCUACCGGCUACUACGGGGAGACGGGCUCUGUCUAACACCUGUUCCAGGGAGCCAAACCACCAGGACUCACGAUCCCCCACCACCAGCCGCUCACCUUCCAGACCCUCCUUGGAGAACCUGGUGGAGAGACCGCCCCCAACCGAUGCCCCCCCUGGACAGAACUCGGACCUCACCACGGCCCACUCCUCAGCCUUCAGACCCAGCUUCAGGCACCGCUCCCCCUCCCCUGUUAGAGCCCUCCCUUCAUCCUCCUCCUCUUCUGUCCAAGCACCUCCCUGCUCCUCACCGUUCAGGGUUGUUCCAGCAUCUUCUCCCACCGCUCAAGACACCUCCCUGAGCAAUGUCUCCAGGGCUCUUCCCUGUUUCUCUCCCACUCCAUCUUCCUCUGGGAGAUCUUCCUCCAUGCAAGCAGCUCCACCUUCCUCACCUACGCCGUCAUCGUCUUCUUCUUCGCUGCGCUCCUCCCCCGUUGCUCCUUCCUCCUCUGUGUUCACCAGAUCCUUAGCCGCCUCCUGUAUUAGCCAGUCCAUCAGCCAGAGCAUGGCGAAAAAGAACAGUGCCCUGCAACAAGCCCCGCCCACAAACCAAAGCCCCGCCUCUGCAGCUUCCUUGCCGUCCUCUCAUCUGCGCCGGCGCUCCCCAUCACCUACACCUCCUCCGGGUCAGCAGGGCUCCAGCGCGCCCGCGUACGCCCAGCUAGGGUGCACCAAAGACGGGUACCAACAUCCCCGUGGUCCCCUGUCCUCUCUCUGGUCCUCUUGUCCUUCUCAGUCUCUCAUGCCGUCUCCUUCUCCUCCUCUUCCUCUUUCCCAAUGCUCCCCUUCCCCAUCCAUGACCCGUCGUCUACCUUCUUCUCCUUCCCCUCGUCCCUCUUUCCUCCACUCCAAAACUGACUCCAACGCAAACAACAACAACAAUAACGUUAGCUUAGCUGCUAUAAACCCGGUGAUUGGCAACAAGCCACUAGCUAACGGUAGCCCCAACGCCACGGUGACCCCACGAACUCCGGAUCCUCUCUGGUCCGGGUCACACAACCGCGUGGCUCGGCCUUUCUCCGCGUCUGAACCCAGCUCACGAGUUCAAUCCCCGUCGUCCCAACCCUCUCCGACCCCGGCCUCUUUUACCCGCCUUUGCUCCCCACCUCUCCAACAUAAUUACACCUCCCCCAUGGCGAACAAGCCCCCCCACCCUCGGAGUGCACGAGGCGCGAGUUCCCACAACCUGCUAGGCCUCACUUUGGAGCUGCCCAGGUCAGCGUUCGGGCAGUCCUCUUCGUGUCUCAGCCCUCGGAUCCUCUCCCCGCCUCCCAUUGGCGUGUCGGUGAACGUUUGGACCAAUAACGUGGCGGCGCCUCAACCUAGAAACCCCAAAUAUGCGUCCUCCUCCUCUACUCCCUUGCCUUCCUUUCCUUCCUCACUAGAAUUGCCGACACUGGAGAACGCUUCUUUCCCCGCUUCUUCUUUGUACCCUCCUGCACCCUCCCAAACCCUCCGGAGGUCUCACUCCUCCUCCAUCAUGGCCGACAGACCCCCCAGCCCCGCCAGGAGCAACCCCAGUGGAGCUCGCCGUUUUUGGGCCGACGGCAGCAGCAGGUCCCUCGGUUUCAGUGUCAGCGGCCGAGGCCUCUUCGACCGGCAUGAGUCCUGUCCGACCAGUCCGAGGAGCGGGUGGUCCUCGUACGGCGGCUCGCCGUCCUGCCUCAGCCCUCGAGCUGGGCUUCGAUCCCCGCUCUCGCCCGCCCAGCUCACACCCGGGACGGGCGCCGCCCUCGGUGGGCAGCACUUCACCAGCGUGCCCUGGCCGGAUGUCCGAGAGCUUUCAAACAAAUACAGGGAAAGCAAUGUCCUCAGUGCCGCUUUCUCCACCACCUCUUCCUCUCCUCCUCCCCCUCUCUCCUCUCUCCCCCACACCCUCCUAUCCUCUCCGGUGUCAUCGGACAGCCAGGCCGAGUGGGGGGACCCGGAGGUCCAGGAGGGGGAUUGUCGCAGCCAGCUAAUCUGCGCCUACGUUGCCCAACCCUCCUCCUCCUCGUGCAGGCUCCUGUCUGCCUCCCCUUCACCUGCCCCCUACCAGCACCACCACCGCUACCAAUCCUCAACGCCUCCUCCACCCUCAAUCCCUCCCCCCGAGCCCCCGAGCGCAUCCCCGCUACCCUUCGCCCUUUUGUCUCCGACCAAGAACCAGAAGACCAGUUAUGCCACCACGGUCAACCUCCAGAUCGCUGGAAGCGGCCGGAUAACCUCCUUCAGCACCGCCCAAGUUAGCCUGACCCAAACCCUGCAGGGUGGAGCCGGACCGGGGGGACCAGGGGGACCGGGACCAGGUCAGUCCACCAGGAGAAUUAGCAUCAAUGGACUUUCACACAUUCCUUCGACUCUUUCUCAGAACUGUAACAGGAUGUGAAAGAAAGACACGAGACCUUUUUUUCUUUUUCGUGGCAUUACGAGAGAAAAGAAAAAGGGAAUGAAAAAGUAAAACGGUAGAAGUCGUUGUGUAACUGCUGGUUUCAGUGGACCAGACAAACUUUAUGAGGUCACCAUGUUGAAAAUGAUCUUCCUCAAACAGCAAAGCAAGAGAGAAUAAGACCACAUCUGAGGGACGUAAUGAAUGUAGUCUACGUUAACAUGAACCAAAUAUUCUGGCUUUUGAUUUUAGUCUGAAAAAGACAAUAUUCCUGUUAAUCUAUUUACAUGGCUGAUGAAAAUUAAUAUUCCACUAAUAAUCCUUCAGCCGUUCAUAUUCAGAUUAACGAUCGAUGCUCUAACACGUCGUUUAUCUCGUCUAAACAUGUCAAUGUGAACAUCAGGAGCUAACAGAUGUUCUCUCAGCGUGUUCCAGAGGUGGAGGACAUGUUGGACCUCCUUCAGUCCUUCAAACAGCUUCUCUAAAAGAUAUUUGUUCAUAUCCAGAAACCUGUUGAUCUCCAAGUCCUUCAUGAUGUUUCUCCUUCUGUUCUUCUGGACAUCAUCUCUACUCCAGCUCUACUAACUGUUGGCUAGUUGUGUAUAUACGGCGUGCAUACAUAUAUAUAUAUAUAUAUAGACUACACAUAUAUGUGUAUAUGAGUAUAUAUAUAUAUAUAUGUAUAUGUGUAUAUAUAUAUAUGUAUAUAUGUCCAAAGAAUGAUCCCAGACCCUGAACAAUAUCAACACGUCACACAUGUUUUACUCUGAAAAAUAAGAACUAAUUCAGAAUAUAUAAACAGAAUAUGUUUUUUGCAUCAAAUCCAAAAUAUUGUCAUAUUGGGAAUAAUAGUGGAAUAUUAAUUUGUGCAUGUAAAGGUAGUCACGUAGGGUUCAAAUAUUAACGCUUCUGGAAAGCUGGUUAGAAUCAAACACACGACUUCUAUCUGCACACGGCUCCUAUUUCUCAGUCUGGGUUCAUGACCUUUCAAUACGAUUGUUUUGAAAGAUCCUAAUAUUGUAAAAAAAAGUAAAGUAAAGAAAUGAGUGAGUCAGAGCUGGAACCCUGAAUGUCAGCAGGAUGUGAUGAGUUCUGGGAGGACGAACUCUAAAUCGACUGUUACACCUGAGUUUAAUGAGCUGAAGAACGUCCUGUAAACACAGAAGGUCAGAGGUCGCUGCUGUUUGCAGUCACAGAUACUUAAUGUAUUGUUAUUAUUUCUGUUUUUCCAUUUUUCUUUUCAUAUUCUGUUGAACGUCGUGUCUUUCUGAGGCCAGUGUUUAAAGUUGGUUAUUAAUAAUCCUUUUAACCUUUGUAUUCUUCUUCUAUUGUGUUGUUUAUUUAUGAAGUUAUUCUCGUUCUCUUUGUUCUUAUUAUCUCUAAAGUGACGACGUGUAUCAGCUUUGUGUGAAGACGACGCGUCUGGUGAACUCUCUGUGACUUCAGACCAGAUGUUCUGUGUCGUUAACGUUUGUUCUCACGUUGAUUUCAACUCCUUCUUGUCGUCGGCGUCCUGCAGAAACUUCAGACUGUAGAGAAAGUGAAUCAGGUGGAAAACGCUGCGUCAGCGCGUCUUUAAUAUCAGGAUAACAGCUGAUGAGUCGUUCAUAACGUGACGUUUUAUUGGGUCGAUAAAAACAUUCUCAGAUUAUUUAAAAUUAUUUACAAAAACAACAAUUCUAAAAAAAAAGAUAAGAAAGCAGAAAAUAACCCUUAAAAUGAUUUACAUUUAAUUUUCACACAAAUUUAAUUCUCUGUUAUAAAAUACUUCCAGUGAUGGAAAAAUGAAAGGAACAUUUAAGUGGAGGGAAGUAUUUAAAAUAUGAACUUGUGAUGAAGAUGGAAAUUAUA
This is a messenger RNA of Anarrhichthys ocellatus (wolf-eel), 5258 nucleotides long. Its product is annotated as flocculation protein FLO11-like. Bases 57 to 3407 code for a protein of 1116 amino acids. The transcript is spliced from 3 exons. The record is from RefSeq and is a predicted model, not a curated record. NCBI's taxonomy places the organism in Eukaryota, Metazoa, Chordata, Actinopteri, Perciformes, Anarhichadidae.